Molecule: messenger RNA, 2689 nt
Organism: Rhinolophus ferrumequinum (greater horseshoe bat)
Lineage: Eukaryota; Metazoa; Chordata; Mammalia; Chiroptera; Rhinolophidae
Gene: SLC3A1
Product: solute carrier family 3 member 1
Exons: 10
Coding region: 74-2131 (685 amino acids)
Biological process (GO): amino acid transport; carbohydrate metabolic process
Source: RefSeq, a predicted model, not a curated record
AAGCAUUUCAACAAUCCACCUUUCCACCGUUCUUAUUGCAGAAAGGAACUCCCUGGGAAUAAGACAGUGAGACAUGGCUGAGGAGAAAAGCAAGAGAGACUGCAUUGGAAUGAAUAUGAAGGGAGGCCUGACAAACAACGGCUUUGUCCAAAAUGAAGACAUCCUGGAGAAGGACCUGGGUCCUGGCAGCGCAGCCAGCAGCCCGCAGUAUUGUACUGCGUGCAUCCUUGGUCCUGAGGAGCCCGGCUUGAGGGACAUCCAGCCCUACGCAGGGAUGCCCAAGGAGGUGCUGUUCCACUUCUCCGGCCAGGCCCGCUACCGGCUGCCCCGCGAGAUCCUCUUCUGGCUCACUGUGGCUUCUGUACUUGUGCUCACUGGGGCCACCAUAGCCAUCAUUGCCAUCUCUCCAAAGUGCCUUGACUGGUGGCAGGCGGGACCCAUGUACCAGAUCUACCCAAGAUCUUUCAAGGACAGCAACGAGGAUGGGAAUGGAGAUCUAAAAGGUAUUCAAGAUAAACUGGACUACAUCACAACUUUAAAUAUAAAAACUGUUUGGAUUACUUCAUUUUAUAAAUCAUCCCUUAAAGAUUUCCGACAUGGUGUUGAAAAUUUCCGAGAAAUUGAUCCCAUUUUUGGAACAAUGAAAGAUUUUGAGAAUCUGGUCGCAGCCAUACAUGAUAAAGGUUUAAAAUUAAUAAUCGAUUUCAUACCAAACCACACCAGUGAUAAACACGAUUGGUUUCAAUUGAGUCGGACCCGAACAGGGAAAUAUACUGAUUAUUAUAUCUGGCAGAACUGUCUCCAUGAAAAUGGCACAAUCAUACCACCCAACAACUGGUUAAGUGUAUAUGGAAACUCCAGUUGGCACUUGGACGAAGUACGAAAGCAAUGUUAUUUUCAUCAGUUUACAAAAGAGCAACCUGAUUUAAAUUUCCGCAAUCCUGACGUUCAAGAAGAAAUAAAAGAAAUUAUACAGUUCUGGCUUGCCAAGGGAGUUGAUGGUUUUAGUUUCGAGUCUGUGAAAUUUCUUCUAGAAGCAAAGCACCUGAGAGAUGAGGCCCAAGUGAAUGCGACCCAAAUCCUGGGCACAGUCACAAACUACUCCCAGCUGUACCACGACUUCACCACCACCCAGGUGGGAAUGCAUGACAUCGUCCGCAGCUUCCGGCAGAUGAUGGACCAACACAGCAGCGAGCCUGGGAGAUACAGGUUCAUGGGGACUGAAGCCUAUGGGGAUACCAUCGACAGAACCAUGAUGUACUACGGGUUGCCUUUUGUCCAAGAAGCAGAUUUCCCCUUCAACGAUUUCCUCACUAGGCUUGACACACCUUCUGGGAAUGGCGUGUUCCAGGCUAUCACAUCCUGGAUGGAACACAUGCCAGAAGGAAAAUGGCCCAAUUGGAUGAUCGGUGGACCGGACCGUGCCCGGCUGACUUCUCGUUUGGGGAAAGACUAUGUCAACAUCAUGAACAUGCUUCUUUUCACACUUCCUGGAACUCCCAUAACUUACUAUGGGGAAGAAAUAGGAAUGGGAAAUAUUUUAGCCACAAAUCUCAACGAAAGCUAUAAUGUUGAUACCCUUCUCUCCAAGUCACCAAUGCAGUGGGACAAUAGCUCAAAUGCUGGUUUUUCUGAAGGCAGUCACACGUGGUUACCCACCAGCUCAGAUUACCACACGGUGAAUGUUGAUGUCCAAGAGACUCAGUCCACAUCAGCAUUAAGGUUAUACCAAGAAUUAAGUUUGCUUCGUGCCGACGAGCUGCUCCUCAGCAGGGGCUGGUUUUGCUAUCUGAGGACUGACAACCACUCUGUCGUGUACACAAGAGAGCUGGAUGGCAUAGACAGAAUCUUUCUUGUGGUUCUGAAUUUUGGAGCCUCAUCACAGCUAAACGUAAAGGAAAUGAUUUCAAAUAUUCCCAACAGAGCGAGGAUAAGGUUAAGUACCAAUUCUGCCAACAAAGGAAGCGAGGUUAAUACACACGCUGUUAAUCUGGACAAAGGAGAAGGACUCCUGCUUGAAUAUGACACGAAGGAGCUCCUUCACCACCAAACCGAGUUCAGAGGCAGAUGCUUUGUUUCCAGUCGGGCAUGCUACUCCAGCAUAUUAAACGUACUGCACAGCUUGUGUUAGACACCCCUAUGAAAGAGAUGAGGACACGGACCUUCUGUUCUAUUCCAAGCAUUUGCAGCAACGUCACGUACAGCACACUGCUGGGGACACUUUAGGAACAGUCAUUAAUUCCUCGCUAUUUCUGUACCUUGAGUGGAAGUGCUUUAGGAACGGUUCUCACAUGUUUUUAAAGAAUAAAAUGUUUAAAACAAAAUCAUCGCUUGUAGGAACUUGUAACUUUACUGAGAAAGCAUCAAUAGAGAUGUCCAGAACCCGUUAGGACUCCAGAUUAUUAGAAAGAUCUCAUGAAUUUUACUGUGAAGAAUGUUGUUAUUCCACAAAAUGCAGGUACAGAAGCUAGAGGAUGACUUACAAUCCAAGUGUCUAAAAAUAUUCACAGAGGGAGGCAGGACCUUGACUUGUAAACCGUUCCAAGAAUAUCAUAGUAAAACAGACAAAAACAAAGCUGUUCUGCUGGGGAGAGGGGAACAGUUCUGUCACCAAUCCUUCCUUCACCCCCUACUCCAUGUCCUUCUAAGGAGCAUGAUUAGAAAACUACUUUCCUAGGUUAAGGGACAU